Messenger RNA from Clupea harengus (Atlantic herring), 2722 nucleotides. RefSeq lists its product as uncharacterized. Lineage: Eukaryota; Metazoa; Chordata; Actinopteri; Clupeiformes; Clupeidae. Gene Ontology annotation, cellular component: membrane. The record is from RefSeq and is a predicted model, not a curated record. The transcript has 10 exons. Bases 495 to 2465 code for a protein of 656 amino acids.
UCGUUGAGCCAAGGUAAACCUUUAGGUUUGGGCCUUUUCCAUUUAAGGGGGGCAAUAGAGUCUAAAAUAGAAGAACAGGUGGUGUAGAAUAGGGAAGUGAGUUCUUCAGUGCUGAGAUGGGGAGGGGAAGCCUCAAUAGUGCAUGUGUGUGGGGCAGCUAUGAGGGACUGGGAAAACUUACCGACAGUCGAAGAGUUAAGGUAGCGAGAGCAGCCUACAGGGAGAUGACAAUUAGCAGAUCAGACCACAGAUUCUGAGAGUGUGUGUGUGUAUGUGAGUGUCCCUUAGCCUCGGCUUGAAGUUUUGUCACACACUUAAUAAAAUCCUUCCCAAAAAGGAGUGAGGAGUGCAGAGAGAGGGAGUGACCACAGUCUUAGAGAUAAACGUACCAGUUUCCUCACUCCUGUAUCUAGGGUAGACACAGACACACUUGACUCAUCCCACAUCACCUCAGUAGCAUCUCCUACUGCACCUCUAUCCCUCUGCACACAGACAUGCAGGCUGUUCUUCUGCUCUUACUGCUGGCUGGAGCCUCCAAAGGUCUGGACUCCACCUGUAAUGCUACUCAGGAUGCUGCUUGUUAUGGGGCUCUGGGAGGACCUGUGUAUCUGCAGCUGAUGAGGAACACCAGUGGGCAUGCACUGUUAUUUAAUAAUGAACCGAACUUAAUUUUUGGUCUCAUAGGAUCCAAGACAGUGUUCUUUGAUGAGUUUAACACCCCAACAUUCCUUCAGAGGUGGCAGUUUGUUCCUGAUAACGGGACCCUAAUUAUAAACCCUGCAGAGAGGAGAGACGGAGGAACAUACAGAGUGGAGAUCUAUAAGUCAACUGUGGGAUAUCACACAGUACAGCUGAUCGUUAAAGCUCCUGUGUCUGUUUUGAAUCUGUCAAUCAGCUGCUCAGCCUAUGGGGAGAAGAGGGUGAGUUGCUCUUCCAAUGGGGACAGUCCUCAAUACAGCUGGUCUGUGGAUGGAAGGCCUCUGAAGCCACCUGAAGCAUCUCCCAAGGGUUCAACUGAAAGGCUGGAGUCUAGUCCUGAUCUUGACACUGAUCUCAGUUCAUCUACCCUCACACUCCCAGAGGGCAUUCAAGGACAUCUCACCUGCUCAGCUAGAAACAACAUCAGCAGAGCCAACGAAACACAACUACUUCCCUCCUGCACAACCAACGCAGCACCAACUGCCUCCACACUUCCACACCAUCUCACCUCUACUGUAUCUGUGACAACCAGCAGCGUAGUAUCCAUGGCAACUAACACCACGCUUGGGCCAGCGUUUGACACAGUCAUCAGUCUGGACUCCACCUGUGAUGCUACUCAGGAUGCUGCAUGUUAUGGGGCUCUGGGAGGACCUGUGUAUCUGCAGCUGAUGAGGAACACCAGUGGGCAUACACUGAGCUUUCAUAAUGAACGUAAAGCCAUUUUUACACUCAGACCAUCCAAGACAGUGUUCUACAAGGACUACAACACCCCAUCAUUCCUUCAGAGGUGGCAGUUUGUUCCUGAUAACGGGACCCUGAUUAUAAACCCUGCAGAGAGGAAAGAUGCAGGAACAUACAGAGUGAGGAUCUUUAACAAGUCAACAGGGAAGAGUGUGGGAGAGCACACAGUACAGCUGAUCAUUGAAGCUCCUGUGUCUGUUGUGAAUCUGUCAAUCAGCUGCUCAGCCUAUGGGGAGAGGAGGGUGAGUUGCUCCUCCAAUGGGGACAGUCCUCAAUACAGCUGGUCUGUGGAUGGAAGGCCUCUGAGGCCACCGGAAGCAUCUCCCAGCGGUUCAACUGAAAGGCCGGAGUCUAGUCCUGAUCUUGACACUGAUCUCAGUUCAUCUACCCUCACACUCCGAGAGGGUAUUCAGGGACAUCUCACCUGCUCAGCCAGAAACAACAUCAGCAACACCAGUGAAACACAACUGCUACCCUCCUGCAUAACCACCCCAGCACCAACAACAACCAGCAAUGUAGUAUCCAUGGCAACUAACACGCUUGGGCCGGCGUCUGACUCAGUCAUCACCCCUGUGUCUGAUGUGGACCUGUCAAUCAGCUGCUCAGCCAAUGGGGAGUGGAGGCUGAGGUGCUCCUCCAAUGGGCACAGUCCUCAGUACAGCUGGUACCUGGAUGGGAGGCCUCUGAGUGAAGCUGAUGCUGAUCUCAGUGCAGAUAACCAGACUCUCCUGUUCAGUGGGGAUGUGACUGGAAGACUCUCCUGCAGCGUCAGGAACAACAUCAGCAGCACACACACCUCAGCUCUCCUGCUGGACGCCUGCUCUGAUAUUUCUCCAGUGUUCAUCAGUGUGUGGCUGGCAGAGAUCAUCACACUCACAUCACUGCUGGUGGGAGGGUAUUACCUCUACAUAAGAAACAAGAGAACACAAACUCCAGAUGAGUGUAAAGACCAGGAAGUGGAGCUCACUCCGACCUCUAUGAGCUGCAGGAGGAGGAGGACACCAGAGGAGGUGCAGAUGCAGUGAUUGGCUCAGACGGUGUCCAGAACCAGAAUACUCUGGUUGCAUUGCAUUUUUUAACUUGACCUUUUACCACUUUAUGUAUGUAUUACACACACACACACUCUCUCUCACACACACACACACACAACUACUGAAACAGCUGUAAUUUGUAUUAAUCUGUGUGUUGCUGAGGGAAGCUGCGGUGUCUGGAAGUCUCUUAGAGCCUCAUACACACACUGUCUUUCUCUCUUUCUCUCUUUCUCUCUUUCUGUCUAUGUCAC